AUGUCUAAUAAUAUUCUUCUCCUCGAAGGAACUCGUUUCCCCUCAUUUGACUUUUAUUUUUCCGAUUCGAUUGACAACAGGUUCAAAAUAAACAGUAAGCCCAUAUUCUUGAAUGUCGAUGACGAGACGAACCAAUUGACUUCUGAACAUCAUACAAUACGGACAUCGGAAAGUGUUUGGGAUGCUAGCUUGAUAUUGGCCAAAUAUCUUGAAAAGCAGGUUGAACAAGAGCAAUUGGAUAUCGUAGGAAAGAGAGUGAUUGAAUUGGGCGCCGGUAAAGCCCUGCCAUCCAUAGCAGCUAGUAUUCUCGGUGCCGAGCAAGUGAUCAUAACAGAUGCUCCCACUGUUGUCAAUAACAUUGAAAAUAUUGUAAGACUUAACCAAAUUUUUAAUGUACAAGUAAAGCCUCUCGAUUGGACUGACAGGGAUGAAUAUCUUCCAGAGGUGAAGGCGACGUUGACAUUUGACUAUAUCCUUGCGGCGGACGUUGUAUGGGUAGAGCACUUGAUUGAACCGUUAGCUGAGACAAUAAAUGCAUUAGCUACUCCUGAACACACGGUGCUUAUAAUGGCUCACCAUACGCGUGCAUUGAGAUCAGACAAGUUGUUCUUUGACAACUUGGUUAAAAAUGGAUGGAAGUUUGAAACUGUUGACCAACAGCAGCUCUGCUGGGAGGAAGGCUUUGUCGAUAGCAAGGUGGUAAUAUAUAAGGGUAUAAAAUGUUGA
This is a messenger RNA of Paraglomus occultum, 726 nucleotides long. The record is from the annotation of a GenBank genome assembly. Lineage: Eukaryota; Fungi; Glomeromycota; Glomeromycetes; Paraglomerales; Paraglomeraceae.